AUGCUCCUGGUCAACACUUUUCUCGCCUCAGUCACUUUGGCCCGUCCCCCCCUUAAAGAGCGGUGUGUUGGCAGCCAUGUCUCCAGCCAGGCCCACGAUGGACCCGCCACUCACUAUGGGCAUGCUCCAUAUUCCACCAACUGGGCUGGUCUCCAGAUUAUAUAUAUAUCACCAUUCCCACUUGCCACAAAAGCACACUUCCUCAUUGGGCACGACUUAUUUCCAGGGGACCGACACGUACGUGACUGCCACCUUCAUCGGACCACUGUGCUGACUGGAAGCGACUGUCAGUCCGCCUCCGCAUGGGUCGGUACCAAUAGUUACAAUGACUGCAGCGAUGCUAUCCUCCGAACCGGUGUCGAUUUCACUAUUGUGUGACCGUGGUUAAUGGUGACUAUCCAUAACGCAGCAGCGGACCCACCCAGUUAUCACAGCUUGGUAUGUGGUACCCUGAGAUUUCCUGCGACUUCAAAAAUACUCUCAUCAGCACGGCGACGCUGUCAAUCUCAGUGUAACAGCGCACCCGGAAUCGCCACGAUUGAGAAUGCAAAACCAUUAGCAAAAGCUCGC
Molecule: messenger RNA, 570 nt
Organism: Cantharellus anzutake
Lineage: Eukaryota; Fungi; Basidiomycota; Agaricomycetes; Cantharellales; Hydnaceae
Exons: 1
Coding region: 1-378 (125 amino acids)
Source: RefSeq, a predicted model, not a curated record